Molecule: messenger RNA, 4014 nt
Organism: Gorilla gorilla gorilla (western lowland gorilla)
Lineage: Eukaryota; Metazoa; Chordata; Mammalia; Primates; Hominidae
Gene: FBRSL1
Product: fibrosin like 1
Exons: 19
Coding region: 423-3491 (1022 amino acids)
Source: RefSeq, a predicted model, not a curated record
CGUCAGUUGUUAUCUGUUCGGGGCGCCGCCGCCGCCUCACGAGCCCGGUGCCCAGGAGCCCGGCCGCCUGCCCGCCUGCCGCCCGCCGCGCCCGCCCGGCCCCGCCCGCUCGGCCCGAUCGCCGCGCCGCGCGCAUGGGGCGCGCCCCCGGGGGGGCGGCCGAGGGCCGCUGAGCGCCGGGCCCGCCCCCGCCGAUGCGCCCAAGCGCCCGCGCCGGGGGUCCCAGGCCGCGCCGGGCCCGGGGCUGAGCCGCCCCCCGCGCCCGGCAUGCCCGGCCCGGCCCGCCGCCCGCCGCCGCCCAGGGCCCGAGCCCGCGCGGCGCACACUCAGCCCGGCGGCGCCGCGUAGCCGAGGGAGCCCGCCUGCUGCGAGCCAGGCGCGGGGCGUCAAGGUCACCGGCCCGACGGGGCGCACGCGCCGCCAUGGAGGCCAAGGUCCGCCCGAGCCGGCGCUCGCGCGCGCAGCGGGACCGUGGCCGGCGCCGGGAGGCCGCCCGCGACGCCCGCGCCCAGAGUCCGUCGUCGGGCGACGAGCCCGAGCCCAGCCCCGGCAAGGAGAACGCGGGCCUCCGCGGCGCGCCCCCCCGAGGCGCCGCCCCCGCGCCCCGCGCCGCGCGUCCCCCUCGCCGCCGCCGCCGCGAGUCCAGCUCGCAGGAGGAGGAGGUCAUCGACGGCUUCGCCAUCGCCAGCUUCAGCACUCUGGAGGCCCUGGAGAAGGAUAUGGCCCUGAAGCCACAUGAGCGGAAGGAGAAGUGGGAGCGUCGUCUCAUCAAGAAGCCCCGGGAGUCGGAAACCUGCCCCCCCGCGGAGCCCAGUGAGAACAGGCGGCCCCUGGAGGCAGGCAGCCCCGGGCAGGACCUCGAGCCCGCCUGCGAUGGGGCGAGGAAGGUCCCACUGCAGCCCUCCAAGCAGAUGAAGGUCACCGUGUCCAAAGGGGGCGACCGGGACAGUGAUGACGACAGCGUCCUCGAAGCCACCAGCUCCCGGGACCCGCUCAGCGAUAGCUCUGCGCAUGCGGUCUCGGGGAGAGGCUACUCUUGUGACAGCGAGAGCGGCCCGGACGACAAGGCAUCCGUGGGCUCUGAGAAGCUCUUUGCGCCGGGAACCGAUAAAGGCCCAGCGCUUGAGAAGUCGGAGGCCAAGGCCGGGCCGGUGCCCAAGGUGUCAGGCCUGGAGCGCAGCCGCGAGCUCAGCGCCGAGAGCUUCCUGCCCACUGCCAGCCCCGCGCCCCAUGCCGCGCCCUGCCCGGGGCCCCCGCCCGGCUCCCGCGCCAAUCCCUUGGUGAAGAAGGAGCCCCCCGCCCCGCACCGCCACACCCCGCAGCCGCCACCCCCGCAGCCCCGCGGCCUGCUCCCGACACACGUGCCUGCAUCCCUGGGCGCCUUCGCGGGCCACAGCCAGGUGGCAGCCAACGGCCUGCACGGCCUCAGCAGGAGCAGCAGCGCCCCGCUGGGCCUGGGGAAGCACGUGUCACUGUCGCCACACGGGCCGGGCCCCCACCUGUCUACCUCACACCUGGCGCUCCGGUCCCAGGCGCAGCACCAGCUCCACGCGGCCAUGUUUGCCGCACCCCCGACACUGCCCCCGCCCCCGGCGCUGCCGGCCAGCAGCCUGGUCCUCCCAGGACACCCGGCUGAUCACGAGCUGCUCAGGCAAGAGCUGAACACGCGGUUUCUGGUGCAGAGCGCCGAGCGGCCUGGCGCCUCCCUGGGCCCGGGGGCUCUGCUGCGGGCGGAGUUCCAUCAGCACCAGCACACACACCAGCACACGCACCAACACACACACCAGCACCAACACACAUUCGCCCCCUUCCCCGCAGGGCUGCCCCCGACGCCGCCCGCCGCACCCCCGCCGUUUGACAAGUAUGCGCCCAAGCUGGACAGCCCCUACUUCCGACAUUCCAGCGUGAGUUUCUUCCCGUCCUUCCCUCCUGCCAUCCCGGGACUGCCCACCCUGCUCCCACACCCCGGCCCCUUCGGGUCCCUGCAGGGCGCUUUUCAGCCUAAGACUUCAAGCCCCAUUGAGGUGGCCCGCCGGGCUGGUGCGGUUCACACACUCCUGCAGAAAGCGCCUGGGGUGUCUGACCCGUACCGGGCGGUGGUCAAGAAGCCGGGGAGGUGGUGUGCCGUGCACGUGCAGAUCGCCUGGCAGAUCUACCGCCACCAGCAGAAGAUAAAGGAGAUGCAGCUGGACCCCCACAAGCUGGAGGUGGGUGCGAAGCUGGACCUGUUUGGCAGACCCCCCGCCCCGGGCGUGUUUGCAGGUUUCCACUACCCACAGGACCUGGCCCGGCCCCUCUUCCCCAGCACAGGUGCCGCCCAUCCUGCCUCCAACCCAUUUGGACCCUCAGCCCAUCCUGGCAGCUUCCUGCCCGCUGGCCCCCUGACAGACCCUUUCAGCAGACCGAGCACCUUUGGGGGCCUGGGCAGCCUGAGCAGCCACGCCUUUGGGGGCCUGGGCAGCCAUGCACUGGCUCCCGGUGGCAGCAUCUUUGCCCCCAAGGAGGGCUCCUCCGUGCACGGCCUGCCCAGCCCCCACGAGGCCUGGAACCGACUGCACCGGGCGCCGCCCUCCUUCCCGGCUCCGCCCCCGUGGCCCAAGUCCGUGGACGCGGAGCGGGUGUCAGCCCUGACCAACCAUGACCGAGAGCCGGACCAUGGCAAGGAGGAGCAGGAACGGGACCUCCUGGAGAAGACGCGCCUGCUGAGCCGGGCCUCGCCCGCCACCCCCGCUGGCCACCCCGUCAGCGGCCUCUUGCUCCGGGCCCAGAGCGAGCUGGGCCGGCCCGGGGCCCCCGCGGAGCGUGAGGCCGAACCUCGGGUCAAGGAGAGCCGCUCCCCGGCCAAGGAGGAGGCCGCCAAGAUGCCCGCGCGCGCAUCCCCGCCCCACAGCAAGGCGGCCCCUGGAGACGUGAAGGUCAAGGAGGAGCGCGGGGAGGACGAGGCCUCCGAGCCCCCGGGGGGCGGCCUGCACCCCGCGCCCCUGCAGCUCGGCCUGGGCCGCGAGCGCCUGGGCGCGCCGGGCUUCGCGUGGGAGCCUUUCCGCGGCCUGGAGCUGCCACGUCGCGCCUUCCCCGCCGCCGCCCCCGCCCCCGUCCCGGGCUCCGCCGCCCUCUUGGAGCCCCCGGAGCGCCCCUACCGCGACCGCGAGCCCCACGGCUACAGCCCCGAGCGCCUGCGGGGGGAGCUGGAGCGCGCGCGGGCCCCACACCUGCCGCCCGCCGCCCCCGCCUUGGAUGGCGCGCUGCUGCCCUCGCUGGGAGCCCUGCACUUCCCGCGCCUCGCGCCCGCCGCGCUGCACAAUGGGCUCCUGGCGCGGACCCCGCCCGCCGCCGCCGCCCUUGGCGCACCGCCCCCCCUGGUGACCGCGGCCGGGCCCCCCACGCCCCCCGGGCCGCCGCGGAGCCGGACUACUCCGCUGGGGGGCCUCGGGCCGGGCGAGGCGCGCGACUACUCCCCGUCCCGAAAUCCCCCGGAGGUGGAGGCGCGGUAGCCCCGGGGCCGCAGACGCCUCUCCGAGCGGAGCGCACCGCUGUCCGUUUCUCCAUCAGUUCCUAGAACUCAAGCACAGCUCCCGCCGAUCCUGGGGCGGCGCCGCCUCUCCACCCGCAGCCUGCGGAGGCGGGGACUUGGGUGUCGGCUUUUCUGAGGGUGAUCUUUUGUUUUCCGAGUUUGGGAUUCGGCUGUUGGGGAAAAAAAAAUCGCGUUUGUACCUUUUCCCCCCACAGAUGAGAAGUGUUUGUAAUGGAUUUGUAUUUUUCUUAAUUUUAUGCUCUUUAGACGUUUAAAAGAACCAAAAAAGAAACUUUUGCUUCUUCGUUUUUGGUUGGGAUUUGCAGUUUAAUGGCCUCAGAUCCUUCUCCAGAUCCCCAGGGUUUCUUUGUCUUAUUUAUGGAGAAAAACCGGUCACUUUGUCCAGCGCACUGUGAGGCCCCCACUCAGGCCAGCCCUGGCCCCCCCUUGGUACUUGGAACCGAAGUUACAGAUCUAUAUUAAAAUAAUAAUAAUGUACAAAA